AUGUCUUUGACUUAUAUAAACUUAGAAGCCAGUCCUAAUAAAUAAAAACCAUUCGGUUUAGCUAGCGGAAUGAUAGAGGACUUUUUACUUAACCCACUGGAAAAGUUGCGCACUUUGAAAUGUGACAAAAUAAGCGGCAGUUGGGAUUUAACAAAAAUAAGGGAGAUUUUGAAUAAAAUAAAGGAAUUAGCCUUAUAAAAUAAUACAAGCCAUGAAAUUAUAGAUCCGCCGAAGAUUUCAUCAGACAAUGAGAGGUUUAUUGAGUAAAAAGGUGAUUAUCGUAAUCACUACAGUUCAUUCGAACAAUCUUAAAAAUUUGACAACAAGCCAUAGAGAAUUCAAUAAAUAGUCAAAGACUUUGAAAAUCGAGUGAUAUAUCGAUCUUACAGGUCUUCGUCAGUGUAAUCAAAGACUAUUCAGUAACCCAAGAAAUGUAAAUUAAUAAGCAAAGAGUUCGAAUAAAAAUUAAAUAGUAUAAAUUAAAAAUACGGCAUGAAAACUACUCAAAUAGUGGCAAAAAGUAAGUAUUUGGAUCAUUACUCAAUAAAUUCAAAUAAUUAAUAAAAGUCAAUAAACACAUACUUUAUGCGUCCUUAGACUACAUGUUCAGCAAGAAAGUCUUAUUCAUUUCGUAGAGAAAGAACUUAUGAUUUGGAUUAGAAGCAUUUAAACACUACUAGAACUAAUAGUAAAAGAGCAUAAUCAGGGUAUUAAAUGAAGAAUUUCGAAUCAGAAAAAUAAAAUGUUUCAAUAAUUGCAAAAAUAAUGAAAAAAUCAUAAUAAAACAAAAAAGUUAAUCUAAAAAAAUAUCAUUUAGAAAAUAAUGAUAUAUAACCUACAUUCAUGUUGGAUGAUAAUGAUCUCUAAACAAACAAAUUGAUCAAAUGCAUAUAGUUCAAUCCACUAGAUUCAAUUUAAAAAGAAUAUCGAAACUUUAUGCCAAAUGAUGAUGAUUUCAUAUUGAAAUUAAACUUUUAAUAAAUUCAAACUAGAAGACAGAGAUAAAAUCCUAAUUUACAAAAAGCAUUCUAUGCAUAAGCAUAGAGUAAAUACUUACAAGAUUCCAUUUGA
Molecule: messenger RNA, 1071 nt
Organism: Paramecium octaurelia
Lineage: Eukaryota; Ciliophora; Oligohymenophorea; Peniculida; Parameciidae
Source: the annotation of a GenBank genome assembly